AUGGCGUCCCCAAAUAUGAGCAGUGCUAGUGCAAGUGCUAGUGUAGGAUCUGCAGCCACAAACACAACUGACAUCAAGGCUCCACUUUGGGAUCAUGUAACCAUUCUUGAGAAGCCUAGAACUGGUGGAGGAAAUGCUAUGUGGCGCUGCAAGUACUGUCCAAUGCAAAAACUAAGUAGUUACACUAGAGUUGAAGCUCAUUUGCUGCAGAAGGGAGGAAGGGGAAUAGGUAAAUGUCCUAAUGUUACAUAUGAAAUGCUUAGUGAAAUGAGGAAGGAAAUUGAAAGAUGCAAGAAUCUGGUGGAAAGAUCCAAGUCAAGAACUGUUUCUUUGCCUAUUGCUCCUUCAUCAAGCAAUACUGCUGACAGCAACAAGAGGAACAAGAGGGGGCAUGUUUCUGCAUUGGAAAAAGCUUGGGCAUUAGAAGACCCCUUUACCUUUGCUUGCAGCCGCAAUAUGCAAGGUUAUGUGAUUCCUGGUUACAACAGAGUUAGGGAGGGACUUCUGAAGCAAGAAAGGAGGCACAUAGAGACUUUGUUGGAGAGCACAAAGAGUACAUGGGCUGAGAAGGGAGUCACAAUCUGCUCUGAUGGUUGGUCAGAUCCUCAGAGGCGACCAAUCAUCAAUUUUGUUGUUGCUUCUGACAAGGCACCUAUGUUCUUGAGGGCUGAUAAUUGUGAAGGUCAGUACAAAUCAAAAGAAUACAUUGCUGAGAAGUUGAAGGGUAUAAUUGAAGAAGUAAAAACAGCCCUCCAACAAAUGGUGAUUAGUGAUAAAUGGAGUGUGUACAGAGAAGUCAGAGAUGAUUCUCCAACUCCAACAGUCCAAAUUGUCAAGAACUUGAUACUUAGUGAUGUAUGGUGGGACAAGGUGGACUACAUUCUUAGGAUUACUACUCCUAUUUAUGAAAUGAUUCGUAUGACAAACACUGACACACCAUGUCUUCACUUAGUUUAUGAGAUGUGGGAUUCAAUGAUAGAGAAAGUGAAGAAAGUCAUAUAUCGAUAUGAGGGCAAGCAAGAAGAUGAGGAGUCAAGUCUGUACUCGGUUAUUUAUAACAUAUUGAUUGCUAGGUGGACAAAAGAAAAUAAUCCACUUCAUUGUUUAGCUCAUUCACUUAAUCCAAGAUAUUAUAGCAAAAAGUGGCUUGAAGAAGGUCCUGGCCGUGAACCACCCCACAAGGAUAAAGAGGUUCUGUUCUCAGAUAUCAAUGCUGACGAGACUUGGAGUCUUGAAGAACUCGAGAAUGGACAAUUGAAGAAUGGAGAUGCUUCCGGAGUUCCGGUCUUUGCUUUGGCUGGUAAUUGCUACUGCAAGUCGUGCACUCCACCAGAUCCUCCCAAAUGGAAAAUUCUAGCCAUCUGUGCAAACAAACAAUAUACCCAUUCUAGCUUCUACGAUAGAGGCACUGGAUUGAGGGACGCCACCACGCCGAGAAUGAGGGCGCCCGAGGCGGGAGGAAGCCGCCAGGAAGGGAUCUGUUUGGUGCGUGGGCAGGGAGGAGUCUACUGGUCACCGUUCAGUUUGACCCUCCACCAUGUGUCACUGGCCGGCGCCGGCACGCCAUGGAGGAGGUGGUUCCCACCGCUCCUCAUCUCCCAGCAUGGAUCUGGUGGAGCCCGUCACGGAUCCGACAGCUGA
Messenger RNA from Miscanthus lutarioriparius, 1641 nucleotides. Lineage: Eukaryota; Viridiplantae; Streptophyta; Magnoliopsida; Poales; Poaceae. The record is from the annotation of a GenBank genome assembly.